Messenger RNA from Porites evermanni, 366 nucleotides. Lineage: Eukaryota; Metazoa; Cnidaria; Anthozoa; Scleractinia; Poritidae. The record is from the annotation of a GenBank genome assembly.
AAAGAAAUUAAGGUGGCACGCACACUAUUUGUGAUAGUGGUGUUUUUUAGUCUUUGUUGGACUCCAGUUUUGUUAAUUGACAUCGUGGACACGAUUCUUGGGAGAUGGACUUUCCCUCGCGAGGCGUACGUAGCGUACACUUUUUUGGCCAAUAUCAGCAGUGCGUUGAAUCCCUUGAUAUACGGUGUGCUUAACAAGAACUUCCGUAAUGAUUAUAUUAAGGUGUUAAGCUGCAGAUACUGCUGUUCUCAAGCUGCUGUAGAACCAAACGCGGGGCUGUCAGGAAGUGCAAAUGUUUUGGAGAUAAAGCCAUUGCGCGUGCCUAAUGUAGAAAGAAAACCUGGUUUACUAACUAAAAACAAACGC